CCGAUCUGCUGGUCAGUAUCAACGCAGCUCGACUGCCGGAGAGUCGCUAGCAUGUUCCUAACGUCGUUAUAAAUGGCGCUUUUCAAAGGGAAAUUACAUCAGCGCUUGCUGUUCUUGUUGCUUUUUCUUCCGACCUCAGGUAUUUUAUGCUUUAGUGAGUUAUUUUUCGUCAAGGAGCCCCGUGAUGUCACUGUCAUGCGCAAAGAAUCUGCGGUUUUGGACUGUCAAGCUCGGGGAGAGGCGCCCAUCGAUGUUCGGUGGCUGAAAAAUGGAGUUAAGCUGGUGGGGAACGAACGAGUGUCCCUGCUUUCCAACGGCUCCCUUUAUAUUUCGGAGGUGGAGAGCAGAAGAGGAGACAAAUCAGAUGAAGGGUUCUACCAGUGCCUUGCUCAGAACAAGUAUGGAGCAAUCCUGAGCCAGAAAGCCCAUCUGACAAUCGCAAGUAUCAACUCAUUUGCAAUCCAGCCAAUGUCCAUGGUGGUAACUGAAGGCUCAGUUGCCAGAUUUUCUUGCAAAAUCAGUGCACACCCUCCCCCUAUUAUCACUUGGGAGUUCAAUCGGGUCACGUUACCCCUGGCCACUGACAGAAUCACAGUCCUGCCCAGUGGUGUUCUCCAGAUUCACGGCGUGAAGCGUGCGGAUGCUGGUAAUUACCGCUGUAUCGCCACCAACAUCGCCAGUCGCCGUAGAAGCGCAGAGGCGACCCUCACUGUCACUGCAGGUCUGAGCCCCCGCCCUCCUCAAAAGCCUCAAAUCAUCGCCGGGCCUCAGAAUAUUUCAGUGUCCUUGCACCAGAGUGCUGUGUUAGAGUGCUUGGCCACCGGACAUCCCCGGCCCAUCAUCUCCUGGAGCCGAGCCGACAGCAAGUCUAUCGACGUUUACAACACCAAAGUGUUGGGAAAUGGCAACCUCAUUAUCUCUGACAUCAAGCCGCAGCACGGAGGAGUCUACAUGUGUCGAGCCACGACUCCUGGAACAAGGAACUACACCGUGGCCUCGGCAAACGUCACCGUACUUGCACCUCCCUCCUUGGUAGAGUGGCCAGAGAGCCUGACUCGUCCCCGCGCAGGGACAGCCAGAUUUGUGUGUGAAGCUGAUGGGUUUCCAAGCCCUCAGAUCACUUGGCUGAAGAACGGAGAGACGAUUCACUCAAAUGGCCGCAUCAAGAUGUACAACAGCAAACUGGUUAUCAACCAGAUCAUUCCGGAAGACGAUGCCAUCUAUCAGUGCCAGGCAGAGAAUGAGCAGGGGUCCGUCCUGGCCAUGGCGCGGCUCAUCGUGGUGAUGUCAGAAGACCGUCCGAGCGCUCCGAGGAACAUCAGAGCGGACACGGUGUCGAGCUCCGCCAUCCUCCUGGCUUGGGAGCGACCACUUUUCAACUCGGAUAAAGUCAUCGCAUACUCUGUGCACUACAUGAAAGCAGAAGGAUUAAACAACGAAGAGUAUCAAGUUGUCAUUGGAAACGAUACGACCCGAUACAUCAUUGAAGACCUGGAGCCAGCGCGCAACUACACCUUCUAUGUGGUGGCCUACAUGCCGAUGGGUGCCAGUCGCAUGUCGGACCACAUGUUCCAGCACACACUCGAGGAUGUUCCUCUCCGUGCCCCUGAGCUCAGCCUCACCAGCAACAGUCCCACUGACAUCCAGGUCUCGUGGCAGCCUUUGCCAGAGAAGCUGAGUCGUGGCCGCGUCACUGCCUACCGCCUGUCCUAUCGCACCACUGCGGAGAGCACGGCCUCACAGGUGGAUCUACCUGGUGGGACCACCAAACAUCUUCUUGAAAAGCUGCAGCCUGACACCAUCUACCUCCUGCGGUUAGUGGCAUCCACCAGUGUGGGAUGGGGGGAGCAGUCGGCAUGGACCUCCCAUCGCACGCCGAAAGCCUCCAGUGCUCGAGUUCCCCUGGCACCUGAGAUACACUUGGAGCCGUUGAACUGCACCACAAUACUAGUGCGAUGGAGACUUGCUGCCAGGAAUUCGGCCAGCAUGCAAGGAUAUAAGCUUUUCUACCAUGAGGAAAGCCGGUCUGAGAACGCCCCGGUUCAGCUGCGGGCCUCGGAUAACACCUACACCAUUGGAGGACUUGACCCACGAAAGAAGUACCAUGUGAAGCUUCUGGCUUAUAACUUUUUGGGAGACGGCUACCAGGCAGACCAGACUAUCAGCACCCCAGGAUGUGUCUCUGUUCGAGAUCGGCUGGUUCCUCCUCCACCACCGCCACACAAUGUGUACGCCAAGACAAACAGCUCCACUUCUGUGUUCCUGUACUGGGGUCGGCCAGCCUUCACCUCCAGUCACGCGGUGAACUACACCGUCCGCUGCAAUCCGGUCGGCCUGCAGAACGCCUCCCUUGUGGUCUACCUGCAGACGAACAAGCAGAGCAUCCUGGUUCAGGAUCUAGAGCCCAACACCAAAUAUGAGUUUGCCAUUCGUCUUCAUAUCAAUCAGCUGUCGAGCCCCUGGAGUCCCGUGGCCUAUCAGAGCACCUUUCCUGAAGCUCCAACGCUGCCCCCGUCCAACGUGAAAGUGACUCUGAUCGAGCAGGACACGGCUCUGGUGUCGUGGAAGCCUCCAGAUGAGGCCAACCUGGCGGUCACACAUUACACCAUCCUGUACGCCUCCAGGAACGCCUGGAUUGCCGGAGAGUGGCAGGUGCUGCAGAGAGAAGGGAGCAUCACCAUGGCUCUGCUAGAACACCUCAAGCCCCACCAGUUCUACGUGGUCAAAGUCUCGGCCUCCAACAGCAUGGGCGACGGUCCGUUCUCACCAAUGGUGGAGCUGCGCUCCGAUCAGUCGUCCGGUCACAAUCCUCGGGGAUUCUCAGGGUCGGCGAAUGGGUUCUCCGACGGAUUUUACCACUUGGACCAAAGGUCGAUGACAGGAAUCACAGUGGGCGUCUGCAUCGCGCUCAUCUGCAUCAUCAUCUGCGCGUUCAUCAUCGUCUGCAGAGGAAAGAACAGGAAAUCUUCUGCUGUUAAGCUCUACAGGGAAGGAAUGAACCCGUCUGCCUCAGCAGCUAGUGCAGAGGGACAGGCGGAGAGCAGUGACGUGUCGGUACCAAUGAUGGAGCAGAACCAUUUCAUUGACGCAAAGGGUGGAACGAAUCUCAUCAUAAAUUCUUUAGGUCCUGUUCAACCUGUGGAGAAGAAGAAGAGAUGGUUUUCCUUCAGCAGAGAUGAGAAGAAGGACAGGAAAGCAACACAGAACUCCAGCCAUGGCAUCAGCCCCUUCCAACCGCACUCCACCGUGUUGUCCUUCGAGGAAGACCUGUCCAACGCUUCGGAGCAUCCUGCCACGCUGCAGGCUCUGCUGGGACACCUGGGCGACUCCGAGGGCUCGUCCAAUAGCGAAGGCAGCCACGCCACAGGCGACUCCGGGCGCUACUCGCACGACGAGACAGAGAUGACCAUCCUGCUGUCCAGUCCCAACAGCCGCCUGCCGUCUCUCACCACUGAGGACAGUGGAGGCUCCGAGUGCAGCAGCAGUGCUGCCGACCUGUCGGGCGAACAGAGAGAAAAGACUGAGUGUGUGGAGUCGCUGGAGAAGGACUGUAGCUGUCAAGAUGAGCAGCACAGAUCACAGCCUGCCUUUUCACAUUGAGUGUGUGUGUGUGUGCGUGCGCGUGAGCUUUACCACUAAACAGUAUUCAGAAGCGGCUUUCCUCAAAUACUAUGUACUAAUGUGGUGUGUGAAUGGGAGAAACAGAAGCGACGCUUCUGAGGUGUCAUUUUUCCAAAACAGGAAGUCGAUCAGCGUUGGCAGCGUCGCGUUCCUUCGCUGCUGUCCUCGUGUGUGUGUGUGUGUGUGUGUGUGUGUGAGUGUGUGUGUGUGUGUGUUUGAAUGAAAUCUCACCCACCGUGAAUGUUGAACAGAUUGUCAUGAAGGUGACACUUCUGAUGUUAUUUAAGAGUUUUAUCACUGGAGCGAAAAGGGAAGUCCUUUUUGCUGUUUAUCUACCUCUGCUGCGUAUUUAAGAACCACUUAUACCUACGUUAUGUUUCACUGACAUAACCGAUUCUACUUCCUGGCGGCCGUCUCCGAGGGUCGCCCCAUUUCCUUUGUGUUGUGAUUUGCUGGAUGGUGAGGGCGCGGCAGUUAAAGCUCUUCACUUCUUCCACUGCUUUGUUGGCUGAAAUGAAGAGGCAGCUGCCCUUGCUUUUCCAUAUGAUACUACCUCCAGAUUAUUUUAUUCUUGUUUUCCUAAACUCAGGGAACAACGUUUAGUACAUUUAAAACGCCAUGUGGUGUUUCAUGGCGAGCUGACAGGGUAUCUCAGUACUAAACUGUAUGUGUGUGUGUGUGUGUGUGUGUGUCCUACAAUGAAUGUAUUGCGUGUGCCGCCCUGGCGGCGUCCUCUCAGGUCCUAUCACGUCUGUCCUCUUGUUUUGUGAAGAGUCGCUCACCUGAAGUGCUUGCGGUGACUAUUUCGGUACAGAAAAGCUUUACAGUUGGACCCACGCAGGGUCGCAACACAUGAAGAAUGAUGCUAGAAGUGAUGAAUCAGAGUUGAAAGUGAAGAAUUGAAUGAACAAAAGUAGAAACUCUAUAUUUUUGUUAGACGAUUUGUACUACUGAGUACACAUUGUAGUGCAUUUACGUAGUUUUGUUUGUUUUUCUCUAGAGUAGAAGAAGAGUAGCACUUGUCUGCAGAGUAGUUUCCUAAUAGCAGCCAAUGUGCAGUGGUGACUGACAAACAAUUGUUUGCUACAUCGGUCUCUCAACUAAUCUCUGGAAGAAGGUUACUGGGGAAUUGUAAUCAAACAUUAGACCAAAGAUGAAAACGUGGCCUUGGAGAUGAGUCGAGCUCCUAGAACGAAGCCUUGCACAUAAGUGACCUUGACCCUCAGCAGAGUGCAGAGAGCUGUGGGUUCAAACUCUGGAGAACGUGCCGUCGCGGUCUGGCGGCAACUUCAAGAGACAGAGUGACAAUGAGAUGAUGCACACAAACCAAAUAAUCCAGUCGGGGAGCUCCUCCAAAACUGCUGCGAGCAGACUUGUGUACAUUUUAGGUGAAAUUAAUGAGAGUUAUAUACAGUUUAUUAUGACGUUUCAAAGUCUGUGUUGCAGCAGUGCAGCUGUGUGGACACGUUUGCUCCCACAGAUUCAAAUGAAUGGGUGAACUGUUGAUCUUGGUUUUCAGUCUCCAAACAUUCAGUGGGAGCACAGUGGGUUCAGCCUGGCUGUUUCUAAUCAGAGGAUGCGGAUGAGGAGUCAAUCAUGGGAGAAUUUGGAACGACACAAUCAGCAAUUUGUUUUAAAGCAAACAAUGGAAACCAAAGAUUUUCUUUUUAGGAAUGAAGGUCACCGUUGCAUAUUGGCAUGUAAUCAGUUCUGAAACUUCCUAUAUGUGUUGUCCAUGUUCUGAUACUUUUUGUUUUGUUUUGUUUCGUGAGUUUAUUGCGAUUUUAUGAGCUUUUUGACAACAUGUUUUGAAUGAAUUUCAUGAAAACAAAUGUGUUUCUCUGCGGCCUCUCAGGAGAUAAAAUUAAUUGUGCAGACCAGCAAGUACACACUGGUAGCUUAAAACAUAAAGAGCAGAAAGAGCUUAUACCAUUUUUUAAACAACACUUUAUCUCCCGAAAGGCUUCAAACAGUCGAAAUAUGUGAAUUUAAAGGGAUUUAAAAAAUAGAGUCCACAUGCUUGAACACAUUCUUCAGCAAUAAUGUGUUGUGUUUGUAUUAGUGUGGUCAGCUGCUGAAGGGAGGUGGCAUGGAGGGUCACUAUCACAUUUGAACUCAGGGGAACCCGAAGCUGCCCCUCACCAAGGAGAAGGCCACGUCCACGUGUUAAUGAUUGAAUGUAACUUUUGUAAUUGACAUGUUUUAUGUUGUUGAUCUUUUUUUUCAGACAAAAUCAACGUUUUUUUUUGCCAAAAAUGUAUAAAGAGAGAAUUGUAAGACUGGCUAAUUAUUAUUAAGUCUGAUUCUCCAUUCAA
Messenger RNA from Synchiropus splendidus (mandarinfish), 5936 nucleotides. RefSeq names its product protogenin homolog a (Gallus gallus) (gene prtga). Gene Ontology annotation, cellular component: plasma membrane; axon. Gene Ontology annotation, biological process: cell-cell adhesion; axon guidance. Lineage: Eukaryota; Metazoa; Chordata; Actinopteri; Syngnathiformes; Callionymidae. Gene Ontology annotation, molecular function: protein binding. The record is from RefSeq and is a predicted model, not a curated record. The transcript has 19 exons. Bases 73 to 3600 code for a protein of 1175 amino acids.